This is a messenger RNA of Thyridium curvatum, 1806 nucleotides long. RefSeq lists its product as uncharacterized. Gene Ontology annotation, molecular function: monoatomic cation transmembrane transporter activity. Bases 1 to 1806 code for a protein of 601 amino acids. Gene Ontology annotation, cellular component: membrane. Gene Ontology annotation, biological process: monoatomic cation transport; transmembrane transport. The record is from RefSeq and is a predicted model, not a curated record. Lineage: Eukaryota; Fungi; Ascomycota; Sordariomycetes; Thyridiales; Thyridiaceae. The transcript is spliced from 6 exons.
AUGGGCGCCGAUAGCCCAAUGUCGUCGCCCGGCAAGCCGCCCGCCCUCACGCGCGUGCCCUCGUGGCGCCGCUCCUCCUUCCUCAUGCUGCAGGAGGACCCCUACCCGCUCGCCUCCAAGGGCCAGGGCGCCCUCGCCUCGCUCAUCAAGAACAGGUCGACCACCUCGCUGCUGGGCGCCCGGCAGAGCAGCAGCCGAGACGGCUACGGCGGCGACGAGGAGUCCGGCAGCGAGUACGGCGGCGGCGGGGCCCACUGGGCGACCGACGACGAGGACGAGUUCGGCGACUACGGCCGCGACGAGCGGCGCAUGAGCGCCAUCCUCAACGCCCCGCACAUGCGCAGCAUGCGCCUCAUCGGCAACAGCAACCCGCGCUACCGCUGGGAGCGCUACUGGAAGACCGAGGCCGAGCUCAGGGCCAUGCGGAAGCCCAUCCGGCGGUACUACGAGCGCACAAACGUCCUCGUCCAGCAGUACCUCUACAUCGACCGCCUGCUCGACUCGAGCCUGCCGCACGACCUGCUCAACGAGUACAACGACAUGCCGCCCUGGGCCUUCCGCGGCGUCGAGAUCCCGCAGACCAUCUCGGAGGAGCCCUCGUCGGCGGGCACGCCCGUCACGGGCUCCACGCUGGCCAACAGCAGCAACGGGAACGGCAGCGGCGGCGGCGGCGGGCUGGGCCUGGGCUCCGGCGGCGACUCGUCGACGAGCCUGGCGGGCGCGGCGAAGAAGGUCAAGCGCACGCCCAAGGACAUCUACCGCCCGACCGAGACGUCGCCCCUGCUCACGCGCGUGCCCUCGCAGGAGGAGCUGGGGCCCGCGCACCUGGAGCAGCAGCCGGCGGCGCAGGAGCACGAGAUCCCCUGGCUCGAGGACGACGACGUCGACGCCGGCGCGCGCAUCGUCACCGUCGCCAUCUGGGUCAACUUCGCCGCCAACGUGAUCCUGCUCGCCGGCAAGAUCGCCGUCAUCAUCCGCGUGCCGUCCGUCUCGGUGCUCGCGAGCCUCGUCGACGCCGCGCUCGACUUCCUGUCCACCGUCAUCAUCGGCAUCACGACCUGGCUCAUCAGCCGCCAGGACAGCUACCGGUACCCGAUCGGCCGGCGCCGCCUCGAGCCGCUCGGCGUGCUCAUCUUCUCCAUCGUCAUGAUCACUUCGUUUGUGCAGGUCGCGCUCGAGGCAAUCCAGCGGCUGGCGUCGCCCGACCAUCAGAUUAUCGAGCUUGGCUUCGCGGCUAUAGCUAUCAUGCUGAGCACGAUCGUCAUCAAGGGCCUUUGCUGGGUCUGGUGCCGGCUUGUGAAGAACUCGAGUGUUCAGGCGCUGUACGUUUUACUUCACGUCUUCCGGGCAUCCGACGCCGCGACAGACGUCAUCUUCAACGCCGGCUCCAUCGCCUUCCCCAUAGUCGGCUUCUACGCCCGGAUCUGGUGGCUCGACGCCCUCGGCGGCCUGCUCCUCUCCAUGGUCGUCAUCUUCAACUGGGCCCAGACGUCGGCCCAGCACAUCAAGAACCUGUCGGGCUUCUCCGCCACGGCCGACCAGCGCAACAUCCUGCUCUACCUGACCAUGCGCUUCGCCAAGACCAUCAAGCAGAUCCAGGGCCUGCAGGCCUACCACGCCGGCGACAAGCUCAACGUCGAGGUCGACAUCGUCUUGGACGCGAGCACGUCGCUCAAGGACAGUCAUGAUCUGAGUGAGAGUCUCCAGUACGUGCUCGAGUCGGUGCCCAUCGUCGACAGGGCCUUUGUCCACGUCGACUACGCCACGUACAACCUGCCCACGCACAUGGAGCAGCAGGCGCGGUAG